AUAGACUUGGACAAUGGUUCGCUAAUGCCAAAUACCUUCACAAUGCAAGAGAUCAUCAGACUAGCUGUUGAUAAUUAUCAUGAUGACUUAGAGAAUGGCAUACCAGCUGAACGUCCAUACGUGUUCACCAUACGAAAAGGGACACGAGUUCCAGAGAUGCUUGUGCUACAGAGACCCAAGAUUGCUCAGUUUUCGUUGCACCUUUCUCUCUCUGCAAAUACUCAGGCCGCCCGUUUCAUAGAUCAGGCACUAGACGACUUCUACAAGGAGUUUGCGGACAAGAGAGAUGCUUGCGAUUGGCUGGAUAACCAUAAGUUUGAGGAGGCCUCUACAGAUGAUGCUGAGAAAGAGUGGAUGAAAUUGUAA
Molecule: messenger RNA, 366 nt
Organism: Pseudovirgaria hyperparasitica
Lineage: Eukaryota; Fungi; Ascomycota; Dothideomycetes; Acrospermales; Acrospermaceae
Exons: 3
Source: RefSeq, a predicted model, not a curated record